Molecule: messenger RNA, 1820 nt
Organism: Pseudophryne corroboree (corroboree frog)
Lineage: Eukaryota; Metazoa; Chordata; Amphibia; Anura; Myobatrachidae
Product: gastrula zinc finger protein XlCGF71.1-like
Exons: 2
Coding region: 195-977 (260 amino acids)
Biological process (GO): regulation of transcription by RNA polymerase II; embryo development; urogenital system development
Cellular component (GO): nucleus
Molecular function (GO): DNA-binding transcription factor activity, RNA polymerase II-specific; RNA polymerase II transcription regulatory region sequence-specific DNA binding
Source: RefSeq, a predicted model, not a curated record
AACGUCUGUCUGAUAUUAAAACAGAAGAUACAGAGGGAGAAGAAGAGACGCAUGUGACUGAUAUAAAGGCAGAAGAUAUAGAGGGAGAAGAAGAGACGUAUGUGAGGGGUGAUCAGCAGUAUAAGGAGGAGGAGAUCCCUACAGAUAUCAGCACAGAUGGACACACAAGCAGGAAUAUCUCAGAAGGACAUCUAAUGUUAUCCCCGGAUUGUGACAUAAGAGAUAGUGACAGUAGAGAGGAUUCUCCAGGAGAUAAUCCCAUUACCCCAAUUAUACAUCCAGCUCUAUCAGUUGAUCCCUCUGAUCCUGGGAAAUGUUCUCCUGAUCACUCUGAUAUUGGUGCAUAUGGUACAGCUCUGACAGUAGAUACAGUGUUUCCGUGUUCUAUAGAUGCCAAAUGUUUUACACAGAACACAAAGCUUAUUACCCAUCAACCAGCUAAGGCAGGUGGAAGGCCAUUUCCAUGCUCUGAGUGUGGGAAAUGUUUUACACUGAAAUCAGAUCUUGUUCUACAUGUGAAAAUGCAUACAGGUGUUAGGCCAUUUCCGUAUUCUGAGUGUGGAAAAUGUUUUAUACAAAAAUCAGCUCUUGUUAUACAUGAGAGAAGUCACACAGGUGAAAAGCCAUUUCCAUGUUCUGAGUGUGGGAAAUAUUUUCUACAUAAGUCACAUCUUGUGAGACAUGAGAGAAGUCAAACAGGUGAGAAACCAUUUCCAUGUCCUGAAUGUGGGAAAUGUUUUCUAGAGAAAUCACGUCUUGUUAUACACGAGAGAAGUCACACAGGUGAGAAACCAUUUCCAUGUCCUGAGUGUGGAAAAUGUUUUGUACAGAAAUCAGAUCUUGUUACACAUAAGAGAAGUCACACAGGUGAGAAACCAUUUCCAUGUACUGAGUGUGGGAAAUGUUUUCUACAGAAAUCACAUCUUGUUAUACAUGAGAGAAGUCACACAGGUGAGAAACCAUUUCCAUGUUCUUAGUGUGGGAAAUGUUUUUGUACAGAAAUCAGAUCUUGUUAUACAUCAGAGAAGACACACAGGUGAAAAACCAUUUCCAUGUUCUGAGUGUGGGAAAUGUUUUCCACAGAAAUCAGAUCUUGUUAUACAUGAGAGAAGUCACACAGGUGAAAAGCCAUUUCCAUGUUCUGAGUGCGGGAAAUGUUUUCUACGGAAAUCACAUCUUGUUAGACAUAAGAGAACUUACACAUGUUCUGAGUUUGAGAAGUAAAUCAGCUGUUUCACACAAUAGACUUCACACAGGUGAGGAACCUUUGUAGUCUCAUCAUCACCAUUGCCAUGCAAUGUUCCUCAAGGUCCUGUCCUAUCUCCUAUGCCUUUUGCAAUAUACAUGCAGCUACUGUGUAAAACAAUCAGAUGUCAUGCCCUGGUCUACCACUGCUGUGCCGAUGGCCUCUCUUUUGCUCUGUGUACUCGUGACCCAAUACCAAUCCUAAGUGGCUGUUUAGCUGAGCUCCAGGUGUGGGUGAUACCAGUUGGCUGGGACUCAGUUGUGGUGAAACGUCCUUAUAAUAGAGUCUCGUGAUAGGGAUACGGUCUGACUGUCACGUUCCUGGUACACACCUCCGCUCUGCCUAAUAAUGAUUGCCAAUUUACAUAUGGGCAGCUGUGCCAGUGUCACCCCAUGUCUGUAUCUCACAGGCUGUCACAUAAGCCCCUAUAUCUGUUGUAGAAGCAGUAAUCAGCCUUGGGCACAAUUUUAUAUAUAUAUAUAUAUAUAUAUAAAAAGUUUCUAAUGCCCGGCACUCCUGGUCCUUGUCGUCAAUUGCCUGGGUGCCCUCCGCUCUGGAUCGGGUAACACUUAGA